This is a messenger RNA of Chilo suppressalis (striped riceborer), 3288 nucleotides long. The record is from the annotation of a GenBank genome assembly. Lineage: Eukaryota; Metazoa; Arthropoda; Insecta; Lepidoptera; Crambidae.
AAGAAAAGAGACGCCUCACUAAGGGUAAAGGAUCAUCGGAGAUCCAGCAGUUUUAUAAGGAGCAAGUGGUUUUUCUGACCGGUGGCACUGGGUUCUUGGGCAAAGUGCUGAUUGAAAAAUUGCUCCGGUCGUGCGGUGACAUCGACACAAUAUACGUUUUGAUCAGAAACAAGAAGGGGAAAGAUGCCACAGCAAGAUUGCAUGAGAUGUUGAACGAAUUUUUAUUUGAAAAAGCACAUGAAGUAAACCCAAAAGGAAUACACAAAGUGGUUCCCAUCGUCGGUGACAUGGAACUGCCGGGCCUCGGUAUGAGCGAUGAGGAUAGAAAGACUGUUACCAGCAAGGCCACCGUGAUAAUCAACGCUGCGGCGACGGUGAAAUUCGACGAGAAGCUGUCCGUAGCCACCGCGAUAAACGUCAAAGGCACCAGGGAGGUGUUACGGCUCGCCAACGAGUGCAGGAACCUGAAGGCGAUCACGCACGUGUCCACGGCCUUCGCGAAUACACACAUCAAGUAUAUAGAGGAAAAGUUUUACGAGCCGCCGAUGUCUGUAGAGGCUUUGGAGGCUGUCUCAGAACUGAACGAGGAGCUGGUGGAGGGCAUCUUACCAACUUUGCUAGGCAGGCGGCCGAACACGUAUUGCUUCACAAAGGCGGUUGCUGAAGAAGCGGUCAGGAAGUACGGGGAAGGUCUACCCAUCUGCAUCGUCAGACCGGCUAUUGUUGUAUCAACCUACGAGGAACCAGUGCGUGGAUGGACGGACAGUGUGUACGGACCUACCGGAAUUGUGAUCGGAAUCGGAACAGGGGUGUUAAGGACCAUGUAUAUGGACCUGGAUACAGUGGCGGACAUGGUGCCAGUGGAUCUGGUGGUCAAUGCCAUAUUAGCAUCCGCCUGGCAUACGGCCAAGAACUAUAAGGAAAAUCAAACAUCGGACAUUCCUAUCUACAACUUCGUGUCCGGAGCACAGAAUCCAAUAAGAUGGGGAAAGUUCAUUGAACUCAAUCGGCAAUUCGGUAUCGAAGUGCCGACCACAAAAGCUGUAUGGUACUACGGCUUGAAUCCAACUAAUAAUUACUACAUGUUCUUGUUCUACAAUUUCUUCUUACAUUACCUGCCGGCCUUACUCGUGGACACAUACUGCGCCCUCACUGGAAGAAGAAGAGCCAUGCUGAAACUGUACUCCAAAGUUAUGAAGAUGGCCAACAUACUGUUCUAUUUCUCGACACAAGAUUGGAAGUUCUCCGAUCGGAACGUGAGGGGCAUGUGGUCGUCCCUGUCUAACGCGGACAAAGCGAUGUUCCCUUUCAGUUUGCGUGAAAUGUCUUGGGUGCGAUUGUGCGAGACUUUCUUGAUUGGUCUAAGAGUAUACCUUAUCAAAGAUGAUCUGUCAACCCUGCCCGAAGCAAGGAAAAAGUGGAACAGACUAUUCUACCUCCACCAAAUCUUGAAGACACUUUUAGUUAUUUUAAUUUUAAAUUUGACUUACGUCGUUCUGAAGCCUAUAUUCUCAGCCAUACUUGGUUGACAACACACAAUUAUUAGUAGAGAAUAGGCUUAUAUUUAUUGUUUUGAUUAUGUGACUAUACAUACAAAAAAUAAUUUUGUAGAUUUAAAAGUAAAGCACAUGCUAAAUUUUUGUAUGAACAGUAAAUUAUCAUCUUUUAUAUUAUCAAAUAUUUUCUUAAAAGCACUCUUUUAUUUCACAAACAUUUAUACUAGUAAAUCUUUUUUAAUGCUUAUUUAUUAUCGUUAUGAAGCAUUUUAAAUAAUAAAAAGACGAUUGUUUAAUAAUUAAGAAAUCAAAUUUAAUAACAUUUGACCUAUAGCAAACAUAAAAUAAUAUUAAAUAAAUUUGAGACCGUUAAUAUAUAUUUUUUUUAAAUAAAAUGGUGCUUUCAAGUUUUUUUUUUGUUUUUGUAGGUACACCCUAGACAAUCUUCUCUGUCAGUAAAGCCACAUAUUAUAAUGGUUAAAAAAAUAUUUAUUUUUAAACCCUUUAAAUCUGACUUAUUUCUUUUUCUAUAGAUUUUAUCCAAAGUAUGAUAUUUUAUUGUCUCUUUUACUCUUAAUGAUGUGCGACAGGGACAGAAUGUUUUAAGCUGCAAUUUUAGAUUAAUUUCUUUAAUAGCUUGAGAUUAUCAAAGUUAUUCCGUCCAUUCAUUGCUUUAAUUUUACAAUUAACUUUAAAUCGAGAAUUUUAUAUUUUCACCAAUUAAUUAAGUCAUAAACAUUUGGCAUAAAAUUUAAAAUAUAUUUUUAAGAAUUUUAAAAAAGUUAAGUAAAGAUAACUUCUUUGUAAUAAGGGUUAUAGGUUGUAAAAAAGUAAUUAAAUUAUUAUCAUAAUAUUAUAUUUAAAUGUAAUUAGGUAAGUUAAGCAAAUACAAAGGAAAACUGUAUUGGUUUACAAAUCAUUAAUUAUUUAAAACAUAUUAUAUUUGACAAUUUAAAAUCUAUUCUAUAUGUCAUAGCAGGUAUAUGCAUAUAGGAAAAUUGAUUGCUUUGUAAUGGUUUGCUUUUGUGAUAAUAAUUAAUUUUAAUAAACGACAUUUUCUCUGACUUAUUACAAAUAUAUUAAAUCAAAUAAUAGUAGACAAAUGUAUUUUUGUAUUAUUUUUAAGCAAUUUUUAUAUAAGCAAUUCCAACGACAAUAUUAAAAUCUUACCUAACAAUAAAAUUUGUAUUAUGUUUCUUUGACGUCCGAAGUCCAUUAUGAGAGUACAUCGUUUUUAUUGGUUCAACUUCAACUGUUUUCCACUGAUUAACUUAACUUAAUUAUUUUCAUAAGAAGCUGUAAUUAAGUUAUUUUAUUUGAUAUCAUUUGUUGAGCAUUGAGCAAUAAUAAUAUUUUUCACUUCCCACAUUGUUGCGUUUCAUUAUAUAUACCAACUCUUACUAAGCCACAAGGAGAUAACAAAUAGCUCUCUCAUAUUGGACUUCGGACGUCUGACGGAACACAUAAUAUUAUACCUUAUAAUGCGAUUCAACUAAGAAUAGGACCGACUGGGCGCCAUAUUGUGAUGUCAUAGCUGUCAAUUCAAACCAAAUAGAAAGUGAGCAAAAAAAAUUUUUCUUGCAAACCGUAUUUUUCAAGCGACAUUUGACAGAUAGAGGUCAUUGGCUUUCCUUUGAAUAGCAUUAUAUAAUAAAAUUUGUAUAUUUUGACGUCCGAAGUCCACAUAAAUAAUUUACUAUUAUUAUUAUUAUAAUGUCUUCCUGCCCCUUUAGCAUGACCACCGAAACGGGAUAUGAUAAAGCGAUAUCUCGGCAUUAACUGUCAGACUACU